Amborella trichopoda is the source of this 1467-nucleotide messenger RNA. RefSeq names its product pentatricopeptide repeat-containing protein At3g29230-like. Lineage: Eukaryota; Viridiplantae; Streptophyta; Magnoliopsida; Amborellales; Amborellaceae. The record is from RefSeq and is a predicted model, not a curated record. Gene Ontology annotation, molecular function: RNA binding; protein binding. Gene Ontology annotation, biological process: RNA modification.
AUGAAGAGAGAGAAAUCCACUGCAGAUAGGUACACUUUUCCCCUUGUUCUCAAGGCAUGUACCCUUUUACAGUCAAAAGACACUGGUAAAGUCCUUCAUGGAUGCACUCUAAAACUUGGGUUUUCCUUUGAUUUAUUUGUUCAGAGUGGGCUAAUUAGAUUCUAUGCUGAAUGCGGUUUUAUUGAUUGUUCUCGCCGUGUAUUUGAUGAAAUUCUUGAAAGAGAUAUUGUUAUAUGGAACACUAUGAUUGGUGGGUACAUGAAGCAUGGUCUAAUAUCUGAGGCGAUAAAAUUAUUUAAUGAAAUGCCUGCUAAAAAUAUUGGAAGUUUUAACACUAUGCUUAGUGGGUAUGCGAAAUUUGGCGAAUUGGAAAAUGCAAAGAAAGUAUUUGAUCAAAUGCCGGAAAGAGAUGUCAUUUCUUGGAAUUCCAUGGUAAUGGGUCAUGCUAAAUAUGGAUCCUUGGAUGUUGCUCGUGAAAUUUUUGAUCAAAUUCCUCGAAGAAAUGUGUCUUCAUGGGCUAACCUUAUAUCAGGGUUGGCUCAAAGGAGCGAAUUCGUAAAAGCUUUAGAAACCUUCGUUGAAAUGCAAAGAGACACAGUUAGACCGAACCAAGCUAUAUUGGUUAGUAUUCUCUCAUCUUGUGCUCAUUUGGGUGCUCUUGAUCAAGGGAUUUGGGUUCAUGCCUACCUAGAAAAAUGCAUGACUAGUUUGGAUGAUAUACUAUGUGCUAGUCUUGUAGAUAUGUACUCGAAGUGUGGUUUUCUAGAGGCGGCAAACAUAGUAUUCAACAAAACAAAUCCCAAAGGAGUCUGUGGAUGGACGGCUAUGAUUUUGGGGCUCGCCAUACAUGGACAGUCAGAUGAUGCCCUACGCCUCUUCGAUAAAAUGCCGGAGGUCGGGAUGAGGCCAAACGGCCGCACUUGCCUAGCUGCCUUAAGUGCUUGCGUGCAUGCUGGUUUUGUUGAUAAGGGGCAUGAAAUUCUUGAUACUAUGCAUCGAGUUCAUAACGUGAGACCGGAAUUAGAACACUAUACGUGUGUUAUCGACCUUCUUAGUCGUGCAAACCUCUUCGACGAGGCCCAAGAGCUUGUAAGGACCAUGCCAUUUAAGCCUGAUGCUUUUGUUUGGGGAGCUUUAUUAAGCGGUUUUAGAAUUCAUAGAAGCUCAACUGUAUCUCUGAGCGAAGACAUGGGGAGGGAGAUGUUGAGAUUGGGUGCUAAGGAUAGUGGACCUUUUGUGAGUUUGUCAAAUAUAUAUGCAUCUUGUGAGAGAUGGGAAGAUGUAACAAGAUUGAGAACCUUGAUGGGUGAUGUAGGAGUGAGGAAGAACCCUGGUUGUAGCUUAAUUGAGGUGAAUGGUGAAGUUCAUGAGUUUCUAGCAGGGGAGAGAUCUCACCCUCAAUGUAAAGAAAUAUAUCAUUUGUUAGAUGGGUUAUCAAGACAUAUUUACGGGAAUUGGAUGAAAUGA